GGGACGACACAGCAGGUUUAUGGAAAUAAGCUGAGGAGGAGGAGGAGGAGAUCAUCCACGGAGCCAUUUUGUACCCAUUUUAAAGUGUGGCUUCACGCAGCCGCUGCGCGCCGUGGAUACGUUACCACCAUGGACACCGAGCACCUCUUCACGUGUUAAAACUUCACCAUGAGGGAUAAAAGUAAAACGCGGUGUUGGCAGAGGGAGAGCUAAUCUUUUGUUGGAGCACUUUCGGCGAACCCGAAUGGGACCUGGCAGGUAUCCGGGCAUGGAGCAGCCGAUGUGUUGGAUUUGGGUUUGUGUCCUGCUGUCGGUGCCGCUUGCGGGAUGUUUGGAGAUGCAUCUUUCGGAGACUUUACAGCCCGGCAGCGUUCUGGCCAACCUGUCUCUGGGACCUGGAUGGACUUAUGAAAUUGACAGGACUUUAUCUCCCAACUUCAUCCUGACGCUCUUCGAAGUUGGGAAGCGCAGCGGGGUGAUCCGCCUGUCCCACAGGGCUCAGUGCGCGCACACGCCGAGGAACCCGGCGCCUGUUUAUUUCAGGGCUGGCUCCUCGACGUCCGGGGACGCGACCCUGACGCGUUUUAACGUGUUUGUCCACGGACAGGACUGUUUUAUAAAGUACAAGAGAAAGCGUGAGCCGGACAUUCACAUAAAACACGUUUUGAAACUGACGCCAGCUCCCUGUUUACACGCAGGUAAAUUGUUAUUGAAUGUAAAGAAACUUUUGCCCACAUCCACCCAAAGUAUAAACUUUUUAAAUACGAAAUGCGUCGGAAGCGACUUUGUUGCGGCGUUCAGGCAUGGAGAUUUGUUCCUUGUCAAUGACUUGUGCCUUCAGCACAGAGGGGAACUGGAUUUGCACUGUGACCUGCACGGCUCUCCAAGCGGCAGGCGGUAUGUGCAGCUGAGUUUGACUCUCUUCCAACAUGGAAGCGCCCACAGACAAUCUGACAAACCGAUCCACAGGGGGAAGCGACAGGUAAACACUUCUCCCCAGUUCCAGCAAAUCAACUUUCAGGUGUCUUUUCCGGAGAACGAGCCCUCAUACACGCGAGUCAUCACCCUGAAAGCGACUGAUCCGGAUGAAGGAGAGGCAGGGAGGCUGGAGUACUCCAUGGAGGCUGUGUUUGACGAGAGGUCUGAUGACUACUUCCAAAUUGAUGCAAAGACGGGGAGCGUAAUGACUGUCCAAACACUUGAUCGAGAACUGAAGGACACUCAUGUUUUGAAGAUUUCUGCAACUGACAACGGUAGCCCACAGAGAUCUGCCACAUGUUACCUGACCGUCACGGUGAGUGACAAAAAUGACCACCGGCCGGUUUUUGAAAAAGACAAUUACCAAGCAAGCAUCAAUGAGAAUGUGGAGAUUGGCUACGAUGUCAUAACAAUCCGUGCCACUGAUAACGAUGCCCCCUCCAAUGCCAACAUGAUUUAUAAAAUCGUCAAUGAAGAAGAUAUCAACUCCGUGUUUGAGAUCGACUCGCGGAAUGGCCUGGUGAGGAUCCGAGAGCGACCGGACAGAGAGACCCGGGCCAAGUACAAGUUAAUCGUUGUGGCCAAUGACCAGGGCAAGGACCCGCACCCUCUGACCGCCACUGCCACGGUUCACAUCGAAGUGAAGGACGAAAACGACAACUCCCCCCAGUUUAGCGAGAAGAAGUAUGUGGUGCAAGUCCCAGAAAAUGUAGCCGUCGACACAAAAGUCAUCCAGGUGGAGGCGACUGACAAAGAUGAGGGGAAUAAUGCCAAAGUUCAAUACAGCAUCAUCAGUGGCAACGUUAAAGGCCAGUUCUACAUACACUCCCUCACUGGCGUGAUUGAUGUCAUCAACCCUCUGGACUAUGAGAUGAUUCGGGAGUAUAACCUGAGGAUCAAAGCUCAAGAUGGUGGCAGGCCUCCGCGUAUAAACAGUACAGGGUUGGUGGUGGUGCAAGUGGUGGACGUCAAUGACAAUGCGCCCAUGUUUGUCAGCACUCCUUUCAAAACCUCUGUACUGGAAAACGUACCCAUCGGUUACUCUGUUAUCCACAUUCAAGCCAUAGAUGGCGAUUCGGGAGAAAACGCUCGUCUGGAGUACCGGCUCACUGAUACAACACCUGGUUUCCCGUUCACCAUCUACAACAGCACAGGUUGGAUUACAGUAAGCCAAGAACUGGACAGGGAGACUACUGAGUCUUACAACUUUGGCAUUGUGACAAGAGACCAUGGGAUGCCCGCUUUGUCUUCAUCCACCAGCGUCAGCAUCACGGUACUGGACAUGAACGACAACGUGCCCACGUUUACCGAAAACAGCUACUCCCUAAAGAUCAAUGAAGAUGCUAUGGUGGGAACCAGCGUGCUGACAGUGACAGCCAUCGACAGGGACUUGAACAACGUGGUGACGUAUCAGAUCUCCAGCGGAAACACCAGAAACCGCUUUGCCAUCACCAGCCAGAGCGGCGGCGGCCUCAUCACCCUGGCACUUCCGUUGGACUACAAGCAAGAGCGGCAGUAUGUCCUGACAGUCAUGGCGCACGACGGAACGCUCUACGACACGGCUCAGGUGUUCAUCAAUGUGACGGACGCCAACACGCACCGGCCCGUUUUUCAAACCGCCAACUCCCAUGUGACGCUAGACGAAGGGGAGCCCAUAGGUCACACUGUCGUUAAGAUCAGUGCAACAGACGAGGACACGGGGGAGAAUGCGCGCAUCACGUACGUCAUGGAAGACAACAUUCCGCAAUUUAAAAUUGACCCGGAUACAGGUGUAAUCACAACACAGAUGGAAAUUGACUAUGAAGAGCAGACAUCCUACACUUUAGCCAUUAUUGCCAGAGACAAUGGCAUCCCUCAGAAAUCUGAUACCACCUACGUGGAGAUUGCUGUUGUGGAUGUUAACGAUAACGCUCCCCAGUUCCGCACAAAUAUCUACCAGGGGAGUGUAUUCGAAGACGUCCCCAGCUUUACCAGUGUGCUCACGAUUUCUGCUUCAGACAAGGAUUCAGGCCCCAAUGGAAGGCUGAGUUACACCUUUCAGGGUGGAGAUGAUGGUGAUGGGGAUUUCACGAUUGAGCCAAAUUCUGGGACCAUCCGAACAGCUCGCAAACUGGACCGCGAGAACGUCCCCGUCUAUGAUCUGACGGCCUUUGCCGUGGAUAAAGGGGUUCCUCCUUUGAAGGCAAGCGUUUCUGUUCAUGUAGUCAUCCAGGAUGUAAAUGACAAUGCUCCGGUGUUUAAGCAGGAUGAGCUUUUUUUUAAAGUGAAGGAGAACAGUCCUGUCGGGUCGGUCAUUGCCCAAAUAACUGCCAACGACCCCGACGAGGGCACCAACGCUGAGAUUAUGUACCAGAUUGUGGAGGGGAAUAAUCCAGUAGUUUUUGACCUUGAACUUUUAACGGGUGACCUUACCGCUCUCGCAGACCUGGAUUAUGAGACCAAAACGGAGUUCGUCAUUGUGGUGCAGGCCACGUCACCGCCACUGGUCAGCCGGGCCACGGUGCACAUCUGCCUGGAGGACGUGAACGACAACAAGCCUGUACUGCAUAACUUUGAGAUCAUCUUCAACAACUAUGUCACCAACAAGUCCAACAGUUUUCCAACGGGGAUUAUUGGAAACGUACCAGCCCAUGACCCAGAUGUGUCGGACAAACUGCGGUACAAGUUUGAAUCUGGAAAUGAGCUCAAUUUGCUGCUGUUGAACGAAGACACUGGGGAUUUGAGACUGAGCAAGGAUCUGGAUAAUGACAGGCCUUUGGAAGCCCCCAUGACCAUUUCUGUCACAGAUGGCGUCCAUAAAGUGACGGCCACGUGCACGCUGCGGGUCACCAUCAUCACCGACGACAUGCUGACCAACAGCAUCACGGUGCGUCUGGAGAACAUGUCCCAGGAGCGCUUUCUGUCUCCCCUCCUCAGCCGCUUCCUCGAGGGGGUGGCGGCCGUGCUGUCCACCAGGCGGGAGGCCGUGUUCGUGUUCAACAUCCAAAACGACACCGACGUGCAGGGCUCCAUCCUGAACGUCACCUUCUCGGCGCUGCAGCCCGGAGGCGUCGCCGGUAAAGGGACGUUCUUCCCCUCCGAGGACCUCCAGGAGCAGAUCUACCUGAACCGGACGCUGCUGAGGCUCAUAUCCUCUCAGGAGGUGUUGCCGUUCGAUGAUAACAUCUGCCUGCGGGAGCCCUGCGAGAACUACAUGAAGUGCGUCUCCGUGCUGAAGUUUGACAGCUCGCCGCCGUUCAUCGCCUCCAACACGGUUCUUUUCCGGCCCAUCCACCCCAUCAACGGGCUCCGGUGCCGGUGCCCGGUGGGUUUCACCGGGGACUCCUGCGAGACCGAGAUCGACCUUUGCUACUCUGCGCCGUGCAAGAACAACGGGACGUGCCGCAGCCGUGAGGGGGGUUACACCUGCGAGUGCCCGGAGGACUACACGGGCGAGCACUGUGAGGUGAAUGCAUCUUCAGGCCGCUGUGUUGCCGGCGUUUGUAAGAAUGGCGGGAAAUGUGUCAACCGGCUCGCAGGAGGUUUUAUGUGCGAGUGCCUGCCAGGGGAGUUUGAGAAGCCUUACUGUGAAAUGACCACCCGCAGCUUCCCCGGACAGUCGUUCGUAACAUUCAGGGGUCUCCGGCAAAGGUUCCACUUCACCGUCACCUUCAUGUUUGCGACCAGAGAAAGAAACGCUCUGCUCCUUUACAACGGCAGGUUCAACGAGAAGCACGACUUCAUCGCCCUGGAGAUAAUCGACGAACAGAUUCAGCUUACCUUCUCCGGAGGUGAGACUAAAACCACCGUGUCUCCCUACAUCACCGGAGGAGUCAGCGACGGCCAGUGGCACUCUAUCCAGCUCCAUUACUACAACAAGAUCUCUUCAGCCGUGUCUUCUCGCGGCGAUCUCCGAUGGGAUCAAGUGCGUCGUCAUGGCCGCGGCACGCCUGUCGCCCCUGGAAACGGCUGCCGAGAGGGAGGGAAUCUUCAUCAGGAGUCGGGGCGUGGGCCUAACAUGGGGCGCCUCGGCCUCCCUCACGGACCCUCCGCCGAAAAGGUCGCGGUGGUCGCCGUGGACGACUGUGACAUCUCCAUGGCGAUUCGCUUCGGGAGACAGAUCGGCAACUACUCCUGUGCCGCCCAGGGCACCCAGACCGGACAGAAGAAGUCACUGGACUUGACAGGGCCGCUGUUGCUGGGAGGAGUUCCCAAUCUUCCUGAGGACUUCCCAGUCAGGAACAGAAACUUCGUGGGCUGCAUGAGGAACCUAACCAUCGACAGCAAACCCAUUGACAUGGCCAGCUACAUCGCUAACAAUGGCACAGCUGCAGGAUGUCCGGCAAAGAAGAACUUCUGCGCGAGCGUGGCGUGUCUGAACGGCGGCGUGUGCGUCAGCAAGUGGAACACCUACAGCUGCGACUGUCCUACUGGCUAUGGGGGCAAGAACUGUGAGCAAGAGAUGCCUUCUCCUCAGUCCUUCGAUGGCCAGGCGUUGGUCUCCUGGAGUGAGCCGGACAUCACUGUCGCUGUGCCCUGGUACAUAGGUAUCAUGUUCCGGACGCGGCAGCCGACUGGUACUCUGAUGCAGGUCAAUGCCGGGCCCUCCUCCACCAUAAACCUCAUGGUGAGGGAGCAACAGAUCCAUAUGGACGUGCUGCUAAGGGAGCAGCUGUUUGCAUCGCUGGGUUUCCCCCAAGUCCGGGUCAACGACGGGGAGUGGCACCACUUGCUGGUGGAGCUGAAAAUCAUCAAAGACGACAAAGAUAUUAAAUACAUGGCAGCUGUAUCCCUGGAUUACGGCAUGUACCAGCAGAAGUCUGUGGAGGUCAGCAAUGAGCUGCCGGGCCUGAAGGUGCAGACUCUUCAUGUGGGAGGGCUGCCGGGAGAGGGAAACGUUGUCAACCAAGGAUUUGUUGGCUGCAUACAGGGCGUGCGCAUGGGAGAGACGUCCACCAACGUGGCCAACGUGAACAUGGCUCAGGGCCUGAAAAUCCACGUGGAGGACGGCUGCGAUCUGGCCGACCCUUGCGACUCCAACAUCUGCCCAGAGAACAGCCACUGCAGCAACGACUGGAGCACGCACACGUGUGUCUGCGACCCAGGUUAUUUCGGUAAGGAGUGCGUGGACGCUUGUCAGCUCAAUCCCUGUGAGCACGUCUCCAGUUGCGUCCGCACGCCGAGUUCGUCCCACGGAUACACCUGCGAAUGUGGACAAAACUACUACGGCCAGUACUGUGAAAAAGUGGAGAAACCGUGCCCUGAGGGCUGGUGGGGCAGUCCGGCGUGUGGGCCCUGUAACUGCGAUACAAGCAAAGGAUUUGAUAAAAACUGCAGCAAAACCACCGGAGAGUGCCGUUGCAAGGACAACUACUACCGUCCUGAGGGCGAGGACACCUGCUACCCCUGCGACUGUUUCCACGUUGGCUCCAAGUCUCGAAAGUGCGACCCGGUCACCGGUCAGUGCCCCUGCAAGGGAGGCGUCAUCGGCCGUCAGUGCAACCGCUGCGAUAACCCCUUUGCCGAAGUGAAAGACGCCGGAUGUGAGGUUGUGUAUGAAGCCUGCCCGAAGGCGUUUGAGGCUGGCAUUUGGUGGCCAAAGACUAAAUUUGGACUCCCUGCUGCCGAGAAGUGUCCCAAAGGAUCCAGAGGUACGGCCAUUCGCCACUGUAGCGAAGGGCAGAAGGGAUGGUUGGCUCCUGAACUUUUCAACUGCACCACAGAAACUUUCUCUGACUUGAAAAAAAUGAAUGAGGACCUGAGUCGCAACAGCUCCCGGAUGAACAGCGAACAGUCCAAGGCCAUUGUGCGUUUGCUUCACGGCGCCACAAAUAAAAAGCGGCGCUUCUACGGCAACGACGUCAAGAUGGCUUCCCAGCUGCUGAAUCACGUGCUGAAGUACGAGAGCCGGCAGGCUGGCUUCGAUCUGGCCGCCAUGAAGGACGCGGAGUUCAAUAAGAAUUUGGUUCAGGCUGGCAGUGCCAUUCUGGACCCUAGCACCAAGGACCACUGGGAUCAGAUCCAGAGGACGGAAGGCGGCACGGCACACCUGCUCCGCAACUUUGAGAAAUAUGCCAACACCUUGGCCCAAAACGCCCGGAAGGCCUACCUCAAACCGUUCACCAUCGUCACAGACAACAUGAUCCUAACCAUGGACUACUUGAAUGUGUCUGAGCCUGAGAAGGCAACAUUACCUCGCUUCAAGGACAUCCAAGAGUCUUACCCCAAAGAGCUCGGGUCUUCUGUCCACUUUCCACUUUUCAGCUCGCAAGAUCGUAACCAAAAAGAAGAGCCAACUCCAGAACUUCCCGCCCAGACCGAUCGCCCCGAAGAGGAGGAGCAUACAGUGUCAGACAGGAAACGACGCCACCUGGAGCCUCCCCCACCGCAGCCGGUUGCUGUGGUGAUAGUGUAUAAGUCGCUGGGUCAGCUCCUGCCAGAAAAAUACGACUCCGACCGGAGGAGUCUGAGGCUCCUCAACCGUCCAGUGAUCAACACAGCAAUAGUAAGUGCCAUGGUCCACAGUGAGGGUCCUCCCCUUCCUCCGAUCCUGGACCCACCCAUCACCUUGGAGUACACCCUGCUGGAGACAGAGGAGCGGACGAAGCCUGUCUGUGUGUUCUGGGACCACUCGUCCUCGAUCGGAGGUACUGGCGGCUGGUCCUCCAAAGGCUGCGAGGUGCUCAACAGGAACAACAGCCACAUCAGCUGCCAGUGUAACCACAUGACCAGCUUUGCUGUGCUGAUGGACAUUUCCAAGAGAGAGCACGGCGACGUCCUCCCGCUGAAGAUCGUCACUUACAUCGCGUUGUCCGUUUCCCUGUCCCUCCUCCUCCUCACCUUCAUCCUGCUGUGCCUCCUGCAUCGGCUCCGCUCCAACCUGCUCGCCAUCCACAGGAACCUGGUGGCGACGCUCUUCUUCUCCGAGCUGGUCUUCCUGCUCGGCAUCAAUCAGACGGACAACAUGUUCGUGUGCACGGUGAUAGCCAUCCUCCUCCACUACUUCUACAUGUGCACGUUCGCCUGGAUGUUCGUGGAGGGGCUGCACAUCUACCGCAUGCUGACCGAGCAGCGGAACAUCAACCACGGCCACAUGCGCUUCUACUACGCCAUCGGCUGGGGCAUCCCAGCCAUCAUCACCGGUUUGGCAGUCGGCCUUGAUCCUCAGGGUUAUGGAAAUCCAGAUUUCUGCUGGCUUUCUGUGCACGACACACUCAUCUGGAGCUUCGCAGGACCCAUCUUCGUGGUCGUUCUUGUGAACGUGGUGAUCUUCAUUUUAGCAGCGAAGGCUUCUUGUGGUCGCAGGCAGAAGGUUAUGGAGAAGUCCGGAGCUAUCCCUGCCCUGCGUAUGGCCUUCCUCCUCCUGCUACUCAUCAGCGCCACCUGGCUCCUCGGCCUCAUGGCGGUCAACGGCGACGUCAUAACGUUCCACUACCUGUUCGCCAUCUUCAGCUGCUUGCAGGGAGUCUUCAUCUUCUUCUUCCAUGUGGUCUUGAACAAAGAGGUGAGGAAGAACCUCAAGAAUGUCUUCACGGGUAAAAAGACCGUGCAGGACGACUCCAGCACCACGAGGGCUUCCCUCCUCACUCGCACUCUCAACAGCAACACAUAUGUAGAGGACGGCCUUCUGCAUCGCACAGCCUUCGGCGAGUCUAACGUCUCCCUGGACAGUACACUCAGGUCAGCCAAGAGCCGCAGCAGCUACCUGGCGUACACACUCAGGGAAGAGUCGGGUCAGAAGCCCAGCUCCUCAGGAACGGCUAAAGGACACACAGAUCUGGAUGGACCUCUUUUCCACAGAAAUGGCACCAAGGGAGACGACUCUGACUCAGACAGUGAGUUGUCCGCCGAUGAACACAGCUCCUCCUACGCCUCUUCCCACUCCUCUGACAGCGAGGACGAUGAUUUGGACGUCAAGCCGAAAUGGAACAACGAGAGACCCCUUCACAGCACCCCGAAAGGCGACUCUGUCCCCAACCAUGCGAGACCUUACUGGCCAACAGAGGGCACCACAGCUAGUGACAGCGAGGACCCGGGCGGGACAGACAGGCUGAGGGUGGAGACCAAGGUGAACGUGGAGCUCCACCCAGAACAUAAACUGAACCACGUCGGGGAAAGAGAGAGGGAAGCUCUCUCGGAGGGGGACAAGCAGACGGCGGGUAACGCCAAAGAUGUUGCGCCGCCUAGCCAACCCAACAGCAACCACCAACCGGAGCAGAGAAAAGGUAUAUUAAAGAACAAGAUCAGCUACCCUCCCCCGCUGACCGACAAGAACAUGACGAACCGUCUGAGGGAGAAGCUGAGAGACUGCUCCCCCACCAUCACUUCCCCUCCGCCCAUCAACAACAACAACACCUCCCCCCUGCCUCCCUCCACCGUCAACAUCAUGGCCCCUUCGUCCCGGCCGCCGUCCCAGACCUCCACCGACGGGGGGGUCCGCCUCGGCAACCACGACCGCGGCUCCCUGGUGAAGCCGCCCGUCGCUCCCCGCCCUCAGCUCUCCAACGGGCCGCCGCCGGGGGGCAUCUACCGGGAGACCAACGGGGGCGUGGCCAUGCACUUAAAGUCGGGGACGGUGAACGGAGGGAACGAUUCCGACUCAGAUGGCAGUAACGAGACUUCAAUCUGACCCCGUCAGGCAAUUCCAGACCAGCCCGCCGUUGUGAGGGGAGGAGCCUGCUGACAGGAAGUGAGCCGAGAAGAGAAGAGAAGAGCAGAUAAAAGAAAAAAAAAACUGAGAGAUGAAGGUGGAAGGAGGCGGAACUUUGGGUAAACCUCUGAACCAACCCAUGCCCCCCCUCCCACUUUCAUGUUUUAGCGAGCAGUAUUAAUGGCGGACUUUAGGAUGACCGGGACAGCAAGGAUGCGAGAGAAUAAAGGGAAUUCCUUAACGGGGCAUAAGUCUGGAGACGCGUGUGCCAAAACCACUAAAAAGAGCGCCUCCUUCUGACGAGCUGAAGAUUCUCGAGGACAGCUUCUAUCUGCCAGAGAAAGUCGAAAAAAUGAUCUCCAGCUGGUACACGUGUAGUCCAAGAGGAUGUCAGGGGCUACAGUCUCUCCUGGCGUCACACACACACACGCCGUCAUCAGCAAACGCUUCUGAGUCCAGCGGCGGGAGGACACGUGCACCGACUUUUUUUUGUUUUUUUUUUGUUUUUUUCAGCUCCGAUGUUUCCACGAGCCGCUCAGUGCUUUGUAUUUAGCCUGUAAUUAUUGUGUAGAUAUUUUUUUUUUUCAAGUGAAGAAGAAAUAAUCUAUUUUGUAUUUCAGCUGAAUCCGAGGUCAAGUUUGUAAACUUUGG
Fundulus heteroclitus (mummichog) is the source of this 10258-nucleotide messenger RNA. It is a transcript of the gene celsr1a, whose product is annotated as cadherin EGF LAG seven-pass G-type receptor 1a. The record is from RefSeq and is a predicted model, not a curated record. Lineage: Eukaryota; Metazoa; Chordata; Actinopteri; Cyprinodontiformes; Fundulidae. Gene Ontology annotation, cellular component: plasma membrane. The coding region runs from base 245 to 9586 and encodes 3113 amino acids. Gene Ontology annotation, molecular function: calcium ion binding; G protein-coupled receptor activity. The transcript is spliced from 37 exons. Gene Ontology annotation, biological process: cell surface receptor signaling pathway; homophilic cell-cell adhesion; G protein-coupled receptor signaling pathway.